UUCCUCGAGCUCUUUGUUCAAUUAUCAGGAAGUAAAUACUGAAUUUUAAAUUUAUGUUUACGUAUAAAAAAAGUGGUCAUCUAUUGUUGAAUUCCUUUAAAUGUUUUCGAUUAUAACGCUAUUUCUAUAUCUCUGCAUGAGUUGAGACACCUAAUGCCUCUCAUUUAAAUAUACCUUACUUUCUACGUAUAUACACCUGGAUUCACCCUUAUAGCUUGGCAAUUCUAGAUCGUGUGAAUUUAAAACCCCCUUAUUAAUCUCCGACCGAAAGUAUACACAGUGUAACAUCUCAAGACCUCUGACGUGGUCAAACUUUAAAUGGGCUGGCUGCUAAAACCGCCGUCAAUUUUACUUCCUGGAUUUUGAAGUGAAUCUUUGUCAGUCGUCCCUACAUGUACGACAUGGGUAGAAGCGCUGUGUGGUUUUACUGUGUCGGUGGAAUAUUUUUGAUUUUACAUGUUGCCUAUGCUUAUGAAAACAUAGCUUUAAACAAGCCUGCCACUCAACAGUAUCCUUAUCUUGGAAAUCUGAAUUGGGGAGCAGAUAAAGCUGUGGAUGGGAAGUAUACUAGGCGGUCAGCUGUCGGGGGAGAGUGUACGAUAUCUGGCGUAAACCAACGAACAGCAACCUGGUGGGUGGAUCUAGGAAGUGUACUCAGUAUACAUCAUAUAACUAUCUACUAUAGGACGGACGAUAUCACAUGGGACGCAACCAACGGUUACACAAACAGAUUCCUUGGCUUCUCGGUUUACAUAUCGAACACCACCAACAAAGGUGACGGUGUUCAAUGCUUUAAGGACACAAUGUACACCACGGCUACAAUACCGAAUACCACUACAAUACCAUGUAUAAAACAUGGACGAUAUGUCAUCUACUACAAUGAGAGACUCCAAGGAGUUCCCUACCCUGCUGGAUAUUCUACUUAUGCAUUUAAUGAACUCUGUGAACUUCAGGUUUAUGGAUGCCCUACGUCAGGUGUUUAUGGACAAAACUGUGAUAUACCGUGUCCACAGAACUGCCAAGAGAGACAUUGUAACAUUGUUAAUGGGACGUGUCUUGGAUGUGUUGCUGGAUACAAAGGAUUACGGUGUGAAGAACAAUGUGAUCCCGGUACAUAUGACCUUGAGUGUACUAAAACCUGUGGUAACUGUAGUGACGGGGACCAUUGUAAUCACGUGAACGGAAGUUGUCCAAACGGAUGUGACGUUGGUGCUCAAGGAUAUACCUGUGACGAAGUCUGUUCAUUUGGUAGACACGGAAAGAAUUGUGUAGAGUUCUGUAACUCAACCUGUAGAGGAGGCUGUAACAGAUUCACCGGUGUCUGUGAGUCUGGGUGUAUCGCUGGAUGGAAGGGAGACUUCUGUGAAAACAAAUGUGAUAGACGGAUGUACGGUGAAAAAUGUAAUACUUCAUGUGGCUUCUGUUUGAAUCUGGAACAAUGUCACCACAUAAAUGGGACAUGUUUAAAUAGAUGUGACAGAGGGUUUCAGGGAGACAAAUGUACUGAAGAAUGUAUUGAAGGACGUUAUAGCUACAACUGCAAUGAAACAUGUAAUGUGAACUGUGGAGUCCCUGGUAGAUGUGACAGAGUUACAGGGAAAUGUCAAGGGGGGUGCCAGGCGGGGUGGAAAGGCAAAAAAUGUAACAAGAAAUGCAAUGAGGGUAAAUUCGGACAAAACUGUGCUCAGUCAUGCGGGGUUUGUCUUGAUAAAGAACAAUGUCAUCACAUUAACGGGGCAUGCUUGAAUGGAUGUGACAAAGGAUAUCGAGAAAUAAACUGUACUAAAGAAUGUAUUGAAGGACAUCAUAGCUACAACUGCAAUGAAACAUGUAAUGUAAACUGUGGAGUCCCUGGUAGAUGUGACAGAGUGGCAGGGGAAUGUCAAGGGGGGUGUCAGGCGGGAUGGAAAGGCAAAAAAUGUGACAAGAAAUGCAAUGAGGGUAAAUUCGGACAAAACUGUGCUCAGUCAUGCGGGGUUUGUUUUGAUAAAGAACAAUGUCAUCACAUUAACGGGACAUGCUUGAAUGGCUGUGAUAGAGGUUACCGAGGAAUCAACUGUACUGAAGGGUGCGCUUGGGGAUUCUAUGGUUACGGUUGUAAUGAAACUUGCAAGACAACUUGUUCCAACAGAACCUGUGACGCUAUAUCAGGUGCAUGUCCACAGAUGAUUGGCCCUGAUCUACCAGACAUCGACGCCGCCCCAAUUAUUGGAGGGGUCGUGGCUGUAAUUAUUGUGUGUCUGGCUGCUGUCGUUAUUGUUAUUGUUUUCAGAAGACUCAAAAGGUAUAAACAAGAACACCAACAACACCGCCACACAAGGAGUCAACAACAACGAGACAGAGAAAAUUUUAACUUGAACAGCCACAUAAACGAUAAUAUGGAGAUGAAAAUAAAUCCUGUUCUUAAGCCAGAAAAGCAGAAGCCAACAUUAAAAACCACAAAUGAAAGGAAAUAUGACAAUAGAAAUUACGACACUGAUGACGAAGGCAUCGAGAAUCCCUAUGGUGAUUUGUUUAUAAAUGAGGAAACCGUACAGGAUAUUCCGGUAAAUCAACUCGAAAACGUCAUUGCGGAGAAAAGAAAGGACGAAGAGGAGGGAUUUAAACGAGAAUUUGCCAUGUUGCCACAUGGAGAACAACAUAAGUGUGAUGCUGGAAAAUUGCCAGAGAACGUAACAAAAAACAGAUACAAAACAACGUUCCCUUACGACCAUUCAAGAGUUAUUUUAAAAGUCACCAAUGGAAACUCAGACUAUAUUAAUGCCAAUUUUAUAAAGGGAACGGAUUCAGAGGGGGAAUACAUAGCUUCACAAGGUCCAAAACAAAACACACUGAGCGAAUUUUGGGCGAUGACGUGGCAAAAAAAUGUGACACAGAUUGUGAUGCUUACAAACCUAAAAGAGAGAGCUAAGAUAAAAUGUACACAGUAUUGGCCUGAAGAAAUGAAAGCAAUAGCUUUUGGAAACAUUAUUGUGAAAUCCACUGAAGUUAAAGAAUACGCAUUCUACAUCAUCAGGAAGUUGUCAGUUACACACAAGGAGCUCAAAAAGUCACGUGUUGUUAUACAGUAUCAUUACACUACCUGGCCCGAUCACGGCACGCCCGAUCCGUUUUGUCUGCUUAUUUUUCACAAUCACGUGACAAGAACACGGACCAAUCACGAGAAUUCAUCAACUGUUGUCCAUUGCAGCGCGGGGAUAGGAAGAACUGGGACAUAUAUAGCACUGGAUGCCUUAUACAAGACUGGGAAAGUAACGGGCAAAGUCAAUAUCGCAGAAUAUGUAAAGACCAUGAGAGCUAACAGAAUGAACAUGGUCCAAACCUAUGAACAAUAUAUGACAGUUUUCCUGUCUCUGAACGAAGCUUUCAAAGCCCCCGUAGAGGCACAGACUGUUUCUGAAUUUACCCAGAAAGCAGAACAACUGACAAGAGACACGACAGCAAAUCAUGCCGCUAUCAGAAAAGAGUUCGAGUUGUUGAUGGAAGUUCGACCAGUUUAUACUCAAGCUGAUUAUAAAAUUGCCAAGCAACACAAUACAGACAAAAGCGGAAAAGCAAUAUUACCACUUGACAAGUACAGUUUGUUCUUAACUUCUUCAAUUCCAAAACGUGGCAGCUUCAUCAACGCAAUCAACAUUUCAUCGUACACAAGAGAGGGCGCAUUCAUAGUGACGAAAUAUCAACCACCAGAUGACGCUGUCGACUUUCUGCGGCUGCUAGUUGAUCACGAGUCUGACACUGUCAUCUGCAUGAAUCCUUUAAGUGAAAUUGAAUCGACUAAAGCAUGGAUGGCGGAUCCCGCCUCCUCAAGAUCCGCUCCUCCCUUUGCUGUACAGUAUGAAACACACAGAGAUACGGAUGUUAAGACAACGACGUUAAAGAUAGGGAAAGACGAGGAAACACAUACUGUAACAAUAGUAGAGCCCAAAGGAUCACUGAAGACAUCCGGAACCUCUCAUGACACAUCGUCUCUCAGAAGCUUAAUUUUUUAUGCUCAGAAUAUUUCCUCAGAAAGACCAAUUACAGUUAUCAGCAAAGACGGAGCAACAUUGUGUGGUGUUUUUUGUUCUGUAUAUAACUUGAUACAACAGCUCACUUUGGAUGAAAAUGUUGACGUAUUUACUGCUGUCCGACUUUUACAGAAAAGGAGACCAGAAUUCUGUUCAACACAGGACGAAUACCUGUUGAUCUACAGAACUGUAUGUGACUACAUUGGGACUACAUCUGAAAACGUUUACUACAACCAGUAAUAAUAGCAAUUAUUGCGUCGACUACUCACUCAACAAUUGAAUGAAGUUUAUUUUAGAAAUAUUGAAUUGAUGAGUUUUUGCUUGUACUUCUUAAGAUACGAGGGUUGUUAGAAAAGUUCGGGGACACAUUCAAUUUGGGAAAAUCUAUUGUGUUCUGUGAAGUAUGACCUAUGUCUGAACAAAUCCCUACAUUUUGUUUAUAAGUAUGUAAAAAAUCAGGUUCUUUUACUAAAAUCUUGAAAAUUUACAAUAAUUGUUACUACGAGGUUAUGGGAUUCACAGAGCAAUCACAUGACGUAAGGCGACGUGACA
This is a messenger RNA of Saccostrea cuccullata (small rock oyster), 4562 nucleotides long. Its product is annotated as receptor-type tyrosine-protein phosphatase alpha-like. The coding region runs from base 393 to 4250 and encodes 1285 amino acids. The record is from RefSeq and is a predicted model, not a curated record. Gene Ontology annotation, biological process: protein dephosphorylation. Gene Ontology annotation, molecular function: protein tyrosine phosphatase activity. The transcript is spliced from 30 exons. NCBI's taxonomy places the organism in Eukaryota, Metazoa, Mollusca, Bivalvia, Ostreida, Ostreidae.